Molecule: messenger RNA, 701 nt
Organism: Uranotaenia lowii
Lineage: Eukaryota; Metazoa; Arthropoda; Insecta; Diptera; Culicidae
Product: cuticle protein-like
Exons: 2
Coding region: 1-690 (229 amino acids)
Cellular component (GO): extracellular matrix
Source: RefSeq, a predicted model, not a curated record
AUGGCAUUCAAAAAUUUACUGUUUCAGUUCGUGACCUUCCUCGCCCUGGUGGCUGUUGCCCGUGCUGGACUCAUCGCUUCCCCAGCUGUGUCCUAUGGCGCUGCUCCAGCCCUGGCCUACGCUGCCCCAGUUCAGCAGUUGGCCUAUGCCGCCCCUCUGACCAAGACUGUCGUGGCCAAGCAGGUCAUCGCCGAUGAGUACGACCCCAACCCACAGUACUCUUUCUCGUACGGAAUCUCCGAUGCCCUGACCGGUGACCAGAAGUCCCAGCAGGAAUCCCGCCAAGGAGAUGUCGUCCAGGGAUCUUACUCCGUCGUUGACCCAGAUGGUGUCAAGCGUACCGUUGAGUACACUGCUGAUCCUCACAACGGAUUCAACGCUGUUGUCCACCGUCAACCUCUUGCUGUUGUUGCUGCUCCAGUUAUUGCCGCCCAGACCGUCAUUGCUCAGCCAGCCAUCGCCAAGACUGUGAUCGCUCAGCCAGCUUAUGCUUCCUAUGCCGCUCCAGUUGCCAAGACCUACGUCUCGCAGCCAGCCUAUGCCUCGUACGCUGCUCCUUUGGCCACUAAGACCAUCGUCUCUCAGCCAGCUUACGCUUCGUACUCGGCUCCUCUGGCCACCAAGACCAUUGUGUCCCAGCCAGCUUAUGCCUCUUAUGCUGCCCCAGCCACUUACGCUUAUCACCACUAAAAUGUGGCUGA